AUGGUCCUCCAAGACCUUGGGCGGCGGAUUAACGCCGCUGUGAAUGACUUGACCAGGUCGAGCAGUCUAGAUGAGAAGGCCUUUGACUCCAUGUUAAAAGAAAUAUGCGCCGCCCUGCUAUCUGCCGACGUCAACGUUCGCCUUGUCCAAAACCUUCGAAAAUCGAUCAAAUCGUCCGUUAAUUUUUCCUCUAUCCCACCAGCAGUUAAUAAAAAGCGGUUAAUACAAAAGGCUGUUUUCGAUCAAUUGGUUUCUCUCGUAGACCCCCACAAUGAGCCAUUCAAGCCCAAAAAAGGACGGUCGAAUGUGAUCAUGUUUGUUGGGCUGCAGGGUGCAGGGAAAACCACAACAUGCACGAAGCUGGCGAGGCAUUAUCAGACCCGAGGGUUCAAGUCAGCGCUGGUUUGCGCAGAUACGUUCCGUGCCGGUGCUUUUGACCAAUUGAAGCAGAAUGCAACGAAAGCCAAGAUUCCAUACUACGGCAGUUUAACGCAGACGGAUCCUGCUAUCGUCGCUGCGGAGGGGGUUGACAAGUUUAAGAAGGAGAAAUUUGAAAUCAUCAUUGUCGACACCAGUGGUAGGCAUAAGCAGGAGGCGGAUCUUUUUGCUGAAAUGACACAGAUUCAAAGUGCUGUUAAGCCAGAUCAGACUAUUAUGGUGCUUGAUAGUACCAUCGGCCAAGCUGCGGAAGCCCAGUCAGCUGCCUUUAAGGCAACUGCUGAUUUUGGCGCUAUUAUCAUAACUAAAACGGAUGGACAUGCUGCUGGCGGUGGCGCCAUUUCUGCAGUCGCCGCUACCCACACUCCUAUCAUAUUUCUAGGUACCGGUGAGCAUAUGCUGGAUUUGGAGCGGUUUGCCCCAAAGCCGUUUAUUCAAAAACUAUUAGGAAUGGGUGAUAUUGCCAGCCUAGUCGAACAUGUCCAAGCCGUGACAAAAGAUUCUGCUGGUGCAAAAGAAACUUAUAAGCAUAUCGCGGAAGGGAUCUUUACACUUCGGGAUUUCCGUGAAAAUAUCACUUCUAUAAUGAAAAUGGGGCCCCUUUCCAAGAUAUCCAGUAUGAUUCCAGGUCUUUCUGGCCUUACUGCAGGCCUAGAUGAUGAAGAUGGUUCUCUCAAACUCCGUCGCAUGAUUUAUAUCUUCGACAGCAUGACGUCAGCCGAAUUAAACGGCGACGGCAAAGUUUUCGUGGAGCAACCAACGCGGAUUGUCCGGAUCGCCCGUGGCAGUGGCACCACUGUACGAGAAGUGGAAGACCUUCUUUCGCAGCACAAGAUGAUGGCCGGCAUGGCAAAGAAAGUUGGUGGUCAAAAGAAACAAAUGCAACGUGCACAGAACAUGCUCAAAGGCGGGAACAAAGAGCAACAGAUGGCUGCCAUGCAAAAAAGGAUGGCUGCCAUGGGCGGUGCUGGUGGCCCUGGAAUGCCUGGGAUGCCUGGUAUGUCCGGAAUGCCCGGUAUGGGAGACAUGGCAAAAAUGAUGCAGAUGCUACAGGGGGGUGGAGGUGCAGGUGGUGGAAUGCCGAACUUUGGUGGCAUGGAUCUCCAGAGCAUGAUGAGCCAAAUGGGCGGUAUGAUGGGCGGUGGCGGCGGCGGCAGUGGUGGUGGUGGAAGAGGCCGCCGGUAG
Molecule: messenger RNA, 1623 nt
Organism: Ophidiomyces ophidiicola
Lineage: Eukaryota; Fungi; Ascomycota; Eurotiomycetes; Onygenales; Onygenaceae
Gene: SRP54
Product: Signal recognition particle
Exons: 2
Coding region: 1-1623 (540 amino acids)
Biological process (GO): SRP-dependent cotranslational protein targeting to membrane, translocation; SRP-dependent cotranslational protein targeting to membrane
Cellular component (GO): signal recognition particle, endoplasmic reticulum targeting; cytosol
Molecular function (GO): 7S RNA binding; endoplasmic reticulum signal sequence receptor activity; ATP hydrolysis activity
Source: RefSeq, a predicted model, not a curated record